Messenger RNA from Cornus florida, 1305 nucleotides. RefSeq names its product aspartic proteinase CDR1-like. NCBI's taxonomy places the organism in Eukaryota, Viridiplantae, Streptophyta, Magnoliopsida, Cornales, Cornaceae. Gene Ontology annotation, biological process: proteolysis. The record is from RefSeq and is a predicted model, not a curated record. Gene Ontology annotation, cellular component: extracellular region. Gene Ontology annotation, molecular function: aspartic-type endopeptidase activity. Bases 1 to 1305 code for a protein of 434 amino acids. The transcript has a single exon.
AUGGGCAUUUCUAUAACAUCGCAUUCUCUUUUCCCCACUGCAUUGGCAAUCAUAGUAUCCAUGAUCUCUCUCAUAGAAGCUUCCAGUGGCGGUUUUAGCGUGGAUCUCAUCCACCGAGACUCGCCAAAAUCUCCAUUCUACAAUUCUUCCUUGACUCAUUCACAACGAAUAGCUGAUGCUUUGCAACGUUCAAUGAACCGUGUCAGCCAUUUAAUGUCAACUUCAGCCCCUCCAAAAGCAGCCUCAACGGCGAUUAUCCCUGGUAUUGGAGAAUACCUGGUGAAAAUAUCAAUUGGGACACCACCUGUUGAAGCAAUAGCCAUUAUUGACACUGGCAGCGAUCUUAUAUGGACACAAUGUGAGCCUUGUGACUAUUGUUACAAGCAAAAAUAUCCUCUCUUUAAUCCUAAGAACUCUUCAACAUUCAAAAAUGUUUCUUGUCAUUCAAAUUUAUGCCAAUCUCUUCAAAGGUGGUCCUGCCAAGCAGAUAAUGGAAUUUGCCGGUAUUUAAUGAUUUAUGCCGAUAUGUCCAUCAGUCUUGGUUUUAUUGCCAAUGAUACUGUCACCUUAGGUUCCACCACUCGCUGGCCUCUAUCUCUCCCCAAAAUAGUUUUUGGGUGUGGACUUGACAAUUAUGGUAUAUUCAGUAAGUAUGGUUCAGGUAUAGUUGGCCUUGGAGGUGGACCACUUUCCCUUAUUUCUCAGUUGGGUUCCUCUAUUGGUGGCAAAUUUUCUUACCAUUUUGUUCCUCCCACUUCUCAACACUCUGGCAAAUUGAAUUUUGGUGAGGUGGUGUCCGGUACUGGGGUUGUUUCGACUCCAAUAGUUCUGAAACCCCCCCUCUCCUUCUACCACUUGACAUUGGAAGGAAUUUCUGUGGGAAAUGAAAGGUUGGACUUUUACAAUUCUUCAUUGUCAUCGAAUGCUUCUGGUUUUUCUGAGGGUAACAUCAUCAUAGACUCGGGAACAACAUUGACAAUGCUUCCAUCCGAUCUUUACCUUCGGUUGGAAUCAUCAGUGAAAAAGGCAAUUCCACUGGAACCUGUCAGUGGCCCUCAGCAACUCAACCUGUUGUGCUACAAUGCUAAGGAAAAUAUCAAUGCCCCCAUUAUCACAGCACAUUUCAAAGGUGCAGAUGUGAAGUUGAAACAACUGAACACUUUUGUUAAAUUGAGCAAAAGUGCUGUGUGCUUUGCUUUUGCCCCGUCCACAAAUGACUUUGGAGUUUUUGGUAAUUUGGCACAGAUUAAUUACUUGGUAGGCUAUGACCUCCAAAAGAAAACUGUGUCCUUCAAGCCCUGCUAG